UGAGUUAAUCACAGCUUUAACAUGAUCCCUUUUCAUGAAGUGUGAGUUUAGGGGGUGGGCAGGCAUCUGCCUGGUUUCUGGAGUAUUAUGGGGUCUGGGAAGGGGGGAGGGGACAAAAUUGUCAGAUGACGGUUAUGGAAGUAGUUACGAGCGGUUGGCAAGACAAGAACAUUUGAGAUCUGAAAAUUUAAUUAAAGCCUAUAGACCCAGGACAGCCAGGGAAGCGUUCAGACUUGCCGGACGAAUUGCUGAAAAAGAGGCGAAGAAGGAGCCAAGGCAAUCCGUCUCUCUUCUGUUUGAUAACACUAGAGGAGGCAAAGGAAUAAGAGUUGAUGUUCAGGAUGUUGUCGAAGUGACUACUUCAAGAUGGAACUUUGGAGGGUUCCGAAGUUUUAGAAAGGUUGGCAGGAAGAACGAUUGGCCUGACUCGGACAUUGAUGACUCGACAUCUGUGGAGAGACCCGCAGUCAACAGAAGGUUCGAUUCUGGAAAGCCGGCAAGAAAAGUCAGAUCAGAAAAAGCAGGCUUUGUAAACCAACAAAAACCAAAGAAGUCACGAUCAAAACGAGAUGUUAGCGGUCUUUCAGACGAAAGUAAUGUUGGGAUUAGCGGUGUUUUAGACGAAAGUGAUGAAGGUGGGGGGUUUAAUCUUCCUCCGAUGUCAAACGAAUGGAAAAUCAAGCUCAAAAAGAAGAAGAAAAAGAAAAAGAAGAAAACUACAGAGGCACCUGUUACGAAGAAAAUGCAGACAAAAUCUAAGAAAUUCAGAAUUUACAUGGAGAGUGAUGAGCUGAAUUUGAGAAAAGUGAAAGUUGGGAAAAAACCAAACAUUGUCAGAGAUUUGUCGAGGGAACUUGACGAACUGCUAAAUGUGGAAGACUUUGAGCUCGCUACAAGCGCUCCUACGGAACCACCAGUGACUGUGACAACAGAAGCAAAGAAGUUUGUUGAAGUCCCCAAAAACUGGCAAGUUGCGCCAUCUUGGAAACCACCCACUCUUCGCCCCAUUGUUCAAGGUAUACAAGUUGGCAAGAGACGUACCGGUAUUGUAACCAUCGGUCCUCGGGUAUACAGUGACGAAAAUCUACCAUCUGUCGCAGAUGUGAAGCCCAGAGAGAAUGAAGCAACCACAUUUGAUUGGAGGAACUAUGAGAAUCCGUUGAACCCAAGCACACACAAGAUCGAGUUCAAACCUGCGCCCGACGACUGGCCGGAGCCGACACAUCCCUCGGACGGCAUCUAUGAUUGGCACAAGGCUCAGAUUAGGAAGGGUCACACCAGUCCAAAGCCAUAUUUUGCACCUCAUGAUCAAAAAGUGCAUCCAACUUGGACAUGGAAGACAGCCAGCUUAGUUAAGGAAAACAUGCACCAACGUAACGAAAUGAUGAAACGACAGGAUGAAAGUAACAUUUACCAACGAAACGAUAUGUGGCAGACGAGGCCAUGGAUACCCCAAGUAAAGUCUCUGAGUACGUGGCCUCCUAUUGCCACAAGAGGUGUUUACACAAAUACAUAUGAAAAGAAAGAAGCAAUGGGUGAUGAGUUUUUGGACGAAACACCACAAAUUCUCGGACGAAAGGGUAACCAGCGCAAAACUGGAUUAAUGGAAGAAGUUCACUUAACUGCUGGUCCGCCUUUGGCCACAGUAGAGCAACCCUUUGCUGUCGGUUCCCUACAGCCCGAGACCGGAGCAGUCGCUCUCAACAACGAGCAGGAGAGUCAUCAGUACAGCUACCACUACGGGCCGCAGCACUCUUCCUGGCAAAGCAACACACAGGGUCAACAAAAGUCAGGCCAUGGUAUUGAACAGUACCAGAGCUACCAGAAUUACCACGCCAACCACUCCAGUAACUCAUACAGCCAGUACUACCAACACUAUGAAAGUAGACUAGGCAACAAGACCGCGGAAGUGCAUUACGAGAGCGGGCAUCAUUACGAGGACCCUAGUCAGGCCACGGGCCACUACCAGGCCCACUAUCAGUACCAGGAGCGGCCCAAGGCCAACCCGCAACAACAACAAGUCAUCCAACAACAACAACAUAGGAUAAUGCCUCCGGCUUACUUCUACAGUGUGCAUGGACAGUCCACAAUGAGGGUACCUUUCAGAGCUCCGGAUGAGUAUGCAGGAAACGAUCGAGAUUUGAGGGCUCCUCUACCCCAGAAACCAGUUUAUGAAUACCCUGAAGCCCAACACAGCCUGUACCCUACCAAAGGAUGGCUUGGAUACCGGUUCAACAGAAUGGGUCCCAGAAGAGGGUUCGGCAGCAGGUUUAGAAGACCGAUGUUUCGCACCAUUUUCCAGGCUCCGUUACAAAGAGAUACUUGGACCACCACACUCCCCGAGAGACCACCAGCCAGCACAGAGCCGUAAUAAGAAGAAGUGAUUUGUA
Macrosteles quadrilineatus (aster leafhopper) is the source of this 2390-nucleotide messenger RNA. RefSeq lists its product as uncharacterized. The transcript is spliced from 28 exons. The record is from RefSeq and is a predicted model, not a curated record. Bases 35 to 2371 code for a protein of 778 amino acids. NCBI's taxonomy places the organism in Eukaryota, Metazoa, Arthropoda, Insecta, Hemiptera, Cicadellidae.